UAAUCAGUAAACUUUAUGGUUAGAGAUGAUGCAUCUUAUCUGAACUUGUGUUCAUCUCCGUGAUGGACCUUCUGACCCUUUUCUCGGAGAAGAACCCAGCCUUGAGCACCAGGCCAUAAUCUGACGUCCCGAUACGUCACACUCCUGCAGCACUGUAGUAGGUUUAGAGAAUUGGUAGAUUACAGUUCAGUGUAGAUGCUGAAGGAGCUGUGAGAUCAGUGAUUAGAGAGAACUCCACCAUGCUGAAAAAGUUGCUGCUGUUUGCUCUGGCUGGAGCGGCCGUCUUCACCGUCGGGAUCCUGAUCGGACACUUCGGGAUCGAACAGAAGAACUCGACCCCGUUACCCGAGUGGGUCCAGCAGGUGGCUCAGGAUGUGGACGAGAACUUCAUUGAGGACUUUAUCGCUCAGGUGGACAGCAUGCAGAUUAAAGACAACCUCGAGAUCUUGACCCGUGUUCCUCACAUGGCCACGACAGCUGGAGAUGAAGCCACGGUCGAAUUCAUGCUGAAGCGCUGGCGGGACAAAGACACGGGUUUGGACGCUGCAUGGAGGGAGGAUUACACCGUCUAUCUGUCCUUCCCAGAUAAAACCAAGCCUAAUAACGUCACUGUGGUGAGAGGUUCUGACGUGUUGUACUACAUACGGGAAAAGGAGAAAACCUACUUUUCGGAGCAGGACGACCCGGAAGUGGUGCAGCCGUACGCCGCAUUUGGACCGGCGGGAAACGUCAAGGGAAAGCUGGUGUAUGCCAACCAGGGGAAAGUGAGCGACUACGAGCUUUUGAAUAAAACCCUGGGCGGCUUGAUUGGAACGAUCGCCAUUGUCAGAUACGGAGGAGCGGGAAGGGUUGACAAAGGCAUCAACGCUGCCCCAUUCGGCGUUGUCGGGGUGCUCGUCUACACAGACCCCCAUGACAUCAACGACGGAAAGAUGUCCGACGUAAAUGAAACAUACCCCCACUCGUGGUACCUCCCGCCCUCAGGGGUCGAGAGAGGAAGUUUUAAAACAAACUUCGGAGAUCAGCUUACCCCGUACCUGGCUGCCAAAAAGGACACGUACAGAAUCGAAGAGAAGGACAUCACCGGGGUUUCGCCCAUUCCCAUGCAGCCAAUAGGCUUUGAAGAUGCUCAAAUGCUAAUAUGUGAGCUCACCGGAUCUGAGGCUCCUGAAUCCUGGCAGGGAUCAUUUCCUUGCAAGUACAACUUCGGUGGGCCGGGAUUCAAAAACGCAUCUCGUUUUCAAGACUGUGAUGUGAAGCUGGAUGUGUACAACAAGGCAGGAUUAAACGACUCUGCGAAUGUAAUGGGAGUGAUCUGGGGCAGUGUAGAGCCUGAUAGGUACGUGAUCUAUGGGAACCACAGAGACAGUUGGGUUCACGGUGCCAUUGACCCCAGCAGUGGGACAGCUGUCAUGCUGGAGAUCACCAGAAUCCUGGGCCAAAAGGUCAAGACAGGAAAAUGGAGGCCUCGGCGAACGCUGAUCUUCGGCAGCUGGGGGGCCGAGGAAUUCGGUCUGAUCGGAUCUGCCGAAUACGCUGAGGAGUACAUAAGCAAACUGAGCCAGAGAACAGUGGCUUAUAUCAAUGUGGAUAUCGCCGUGUUCGCAAACGCCACCCUGAGAGCCUCAGCCAGCCCCGUAGCGCAAGACGUCAUCUUUACUGCCUCCAAACAGGUGAAGAUACCUGGACCGGAAAGUAUAUCCGUCUACAGUAACUGGAUGAAACAUUCAAACCGGACGAGUCCCACGUACGGAGUCAUCCCCAAUAUGGGAUACCUGACAGGAGCAGGAAGUGACUAUGCUGCAUUUAUGCAUUACCUGGGAAUAUCCUCGAUGGACAUCGCCUACACCUACGACCGGAGCAAAACCAGUGCACGGAUCUACCCUGCGUACCACACGGCCUACGACACCUUUGACUACGUGAACAGAUUCAUUGACCCAGGCUUCACGAGUCACCAGACGGUAGCGAGGACAGCGGGGAACGUCCUGCUGCGACUGGCCGACAGCAUUCUGCUCCCGUUUAAAUGCAGCGACUACGCCGAGACACUCGAGCAGUACCUCAACGUUUCGGUGCAGAACUUCGAAGCUGAACUGAAGAAUAAUGGCAUCUCCAUGGAUUCUUUGAAGGAAGCAGUGAAGUCUUUUCAGGCUGCAGCACAGAGUCUGGAGAAGAUUAUCAGCAGUUCUGACGUUUUGAACAACUCGCCGCUGAAAGCUCGCAGGAUCAAUGACCAGCUCAUGCUGUUGGACCGAGCCUUCCUGAACCCGCUCGCCUUCCCUGACAAAUACGCAUUCAGGCAUGUGAUCUGGGCGUCGCGCUCCUCGAGUGUGGCCACGUUUCCAGGUGUGGCAGACGCGGUGGCGAAAGCGACGAAGAGCGGCCUGAAGCAGGACUGGGCUCAAGCGCACAAACAUCUGUCCAUCGUCACGCAGGCCAUCUCCGGGGCGGCACACACUCUGACCGAGGCUCAUUCGGCGCUGUGACACUGCGGCAUCACGGCAGCACACGACAAAUAUCAACCUUUUGUAUACGGUCGAGAAGAAGCAAAUAAAAGCGCUACACAGCAGACAAAAACAC
This is a messenger RNA of Silurus meridionalis, 2577 nucleotides long. It is a transcript of the gene naaladl1, whose product is annotated as N-acetylated alpha-linked acidic dipeptidase like 1. The coding region runs from base 240 to 2483 and encodes 747 amino acids. The record is from RefSeq and is a predicted model, not a curated record. Gene Ontology annotation, molecular function: carboxypeptidase activity. Lineage: Eukaryota; Metazoa; Chordata; Actinopteri; Siluriformes; Siluridae. The transcript is spliced from 19 exons.